UCCAAACUCGGGCUCUGGUGUCGGUUCAGUGGCUGGCAGACGCCGUCAGAAACAAACUCGUCGGUCCAAAACUUCGCAUUCUUGACACUUCUUGGUAUUUGCCGAGCACGAAGCGUGACACGCGGGAUGAGUUCGCUCAGAAACACAUCCCGGGAGCCUCUUUCCUCGACAUUGACGAGUGCAGCGACUCCACUUCUCCGUACGAUCACAUGCUGCCAACUCCCAGCAACUUCUCCCAGUAUGUCGGAGAUUUGGGCAUCGGGAACGACACGCACGUCGUGGUUUACGACACCAGCGACUUUGGGGCGUACAGCGCACCGCGGGUGUGGUGGAUGUUCCGGGCGUUCGGACACGGGUUGGUGUCGGUGCUGGACGGAGGUAUGAAGAACUGGGUGGCUGAAGGACACCCGGUAACAUCUGAGUACAGCAAACCGGAGCGCCAAGAAUUCCGAGCGACUCUGAACGCCUCAUGGGUGAAGAGUUUUGAAGACGUGAUGGAGAACAUCAGAACCAAGGAGGUUCAGGUCGUGGACACCAGGAUUUCUGGCAGGUUUAAUGGGACUGAACCAGAACCCAGAGAGGACAUUCUUCCCGGUCAUUUCCCUGGAGCGAUCAACAUUCCCUUCACAUCUCUACGUGACGAUUCUGGAAAGCUUCUUGGACCUGAAGUCCUGACUAAGAUCUUCAAGGACGCCGGGGUGGACCUGCAGCGCCCGCUCUGGGUCACCUGCGGUUCUGGUGUCACGGCGUGCCAUGUCGUCCUGGCGGCUCACCAGCUCGGCUAUCCUGGGGUUUGCGUUUACGACGGCUCCUGGGUGGAGUGGUUUCAGAGAGCGUCGCCAGAACACAUCAUCUCUGAGGGGAAAGUGAAGAAGGAAUAAGCAAGAAACAUUUUAAAAAGAUUAAGGAGGUGCAAAACUAUAAUUGCAAUAAUUACGCUGUGAUCUCCUAUAAAUGUCACUGACAUCAUUCAUAGAAAACUUUGUAUUUUCUUAUUAUAAUCUAUUAAAAUAUCAGCAAAAAACAACUUUACAACGCUUUGUUCAUCAGAACAUUUACUCUGUGGAAAUAAAGUGUCUAAAGCUGCA
Molecule: messenger RNA, 1088 nt
Organism: Oryzias melastigma (Indian medaka)
Lineage: Eukaryota; Metazoa; Chordata; Actinopteri; Beloniformes; Adrianichthyidae
Product: 3-mercaptopyruvate sulfurtransferase
Biological process (GO): transsulfuration
Cellular component (GO): mitochondrion
Molecular function (GO): thiosulfate-cyanide sulfurtransferase activity
Source: RefSeq, a predicted model, not a curated record